GCAUAAAAGCUGUCGGCUCGGUUGCAGCACACACACACCCACACACACACACACACACACACACACACAUUACACCUGGCUAGCAGAGAGCAUGGACGCCGCUUAUAAGAGAAUCAAUGGAAACCACACUCAGGAUGCGGAUGCAGAGGGCACUGGGAGGAGGAGGCGGGGCUCCAUGUACUUGGAGGAGGAGACCAGCAAGAAGUCGGAAGUGAUCUCCUGCAUCUUCUCCCUGAAGGAGGAGGUGGGAGCGUUGGCCAGGGCGCUGCGCCUCUUUGAGGAGAAGGGCAUCAACCUGAUGCACAUCGAGUCGCGCCCGUCGCGCGUCAGCAAGGAGCAGUACGAGUUCUUCAUCAGCGUGGACUCCACCUGCGCCCAGGCCUUGGAUGAGGUCAUCGAAGGCCUGCGCACGCAGAUCAGCGGCCACGUGCACGAGCUGUCGCGCAACAAGCAGAAAGACACGGUGCCGUGGUUCCCAAAUGACAUCCAGGACUUGGACCGCUUCGCCAACCAGAUCCUCAGUUACGGCUCGGAGCUGGAUGCAGACCACCCCGGCUUCACAGACCCCUUGUACCGGGCCCGCAGGAAGGAGUUUGCGGACAUCGCCUACAACUACAGACACGGCCAGCCCAUCCCACGGGUGGAGUACACGGAGGAUGAGAGGGCCACCUGGGGCACCGUGUUCAAGGAGCUGAAGACUCUGUACCCGACUCAUGCGUGCCGCGAGCACAACCGAGUCUUCCCCCUGCUUGAGAAGUACUGCGGCUACAGGCAGGACAACAUCCCACAGCUGGAGGAUGUGUCCCGCUUCUUGCAGUCCUGUACCGGUUUCCGACUUCGCCCGGUGGCCGGCCUGCUCUCCUCCCGGGAUUUCCUCGCCGGCCUCGCUUUCCGGGUCUUCCAUUCCACGCAGUACAUCCGCCACGGCUCCAAGCCUACUUACACACCUGAGCCGGAUAUUUGCCAUGAGCUCCUGGGGCAUGUCCCCUUGUUUGCCGAUCCAGGUUUUGCCCAGUUCUCACAGGAGAUUGGUCUGGCUUCCCUUGGUGCCCCCGAUGAGUACAUUGAGAAACUUGCAACGGUCUACUGGUUCACCGUGGAGUUUGGUCUGUGCAAGCAAGGUUCUGAGAUCAGAGCUUUUGGAGCAGGCUUGUUGUCCUCGUUUGGAGAGUUGCAGUACUGCCUGACCGACAAGCCCAGUCUACUGCCGUUUGACCCGGAGAAGACCAGCCUCCAAAAGUACCCGAUCACGGAAUACCAGCCGGUCUACUUUGUAGCUGAGAGCUUCGACGAUGCCAAAGAAAAAGUCAGGAAGUUUGCCGGCACCAUUCCCCGGCCGUUCUCGGUGCGCUACAACCCGUACACUCAGAGCGUGGAGGUUCUGGACAACACCCAGCAGCUGAGCAACCUGGCUGACAGCAUCAACAGUGAAAUGGGGAAAUUGUGCGAAGCCCUGCGGAAACUGGAGUGACUUUGCGACGGCGGCCUGAGGCUUCGUAUUCUUGCUUGCAUACCUGCUUUUUGUAUAACACAUGAUACCAGGAUAAAAUAAAGAACAUUAUCUUUUUUUUUUUAAUUUAGGCAAUCAUUCAUAGUCUUUACGAUGUCCAGAGCCAAACAUGUUAUUUUAUAGCAUAUUAAAGGACGAUUUUACAGAAUAGUCAUAGUAGUUAUAGGACUUCAUUUUAAAUCUAAGCCACUUUGGACCAUGUAUAUUAUAUUAAUCCUUGGCAUUAUUUUGUGCAUGAAAUAUUUUAAUGACACAAAUAAAGAAAAUAAUGCAG
Molecule: messenger RNA, 1784 nt
Organism: Dunckerocampus dactyliophorus (ringed pipefish)
Lineage: Eukaryota; Metazoa; Chordata; Actinopteri; Syngnathiformes; Syngnathidae
Product: phenylalanine-4-hydroxylase-like
Exons: 13
Coding region: 92-1471 (459 amino acids)
Biological process (GO): L-tyrosine biosynthetic process; L-phenylalanine catabolic process
Molecular function (GO): phenylalanine 4-monooxygenase activity; iron ion binding
Source: RefSeq, a predicted model, not a curated record